Micropterus dolomieu (smallmouth bass) is the source of this 2727-nucleotide messenger RNA. It is a transcript of the gene poglut1, whose product is annotated as protein O-glucosyltransferase 1. Bases 49 to 1218 code for a protein of 389 amino acids. The transcript has 11 exons. Gene Ontology annotation, biological process: protein O-linked glycosylation; positive regulation of Notch signaling pathway. NCBI's taxonomy places the organism in Eukaryota, Metazoa, Chordata, Actinopteri, Centrarchiformes, Centrarchidae. Gene Ontology annotation, cellular component: endomembrane system. The record is from RefSeq and is a predicted model, not a curated record. Gene Ontology annotation, molecular function: UDP-glucosyltransferase activity; UDP-xylosyltransferase activity.
CGCCGCUUUGUUUGUCCUCUUCAGACAAAGCUGGAGGAUAGAGAGAAAAUGGAGCGCGUUUGGCUGUGGAGGAUUUUAAUCAUCCUGUUGCAAGUUUAUGAUUUGUGUUUGGUUUCUGCAUCAGGGAAAGGUUGGGAGACGAUUAGAGAGAGGAUUUCUGGCGCUGUUAAAGGGUACACACCGUGCAACCCUGUCAACUGCAGCUGCCAUCUAAAUGUCUUGCAAAGUGACUUGCAGCCCUUUAAAGGGGGAAUCUCUGAGGAUGUCAUGGCUGCGACUGUUCAAAGAGGGGUGGGCACCCACUACCAGAUCAUUGGACACAAGUUGUACAGAGAUCACAACUGUAUGUUUCCUGCCAGGUGCAGUGGGGUGGAGCAUUUCAUCCUGGAGGUGAUUGACAGGUUACCUGACUUGGAGAUGGUGGUAAAUGUCAGAGAUUACCCUCAAGUCCCCAACUGGGUGCAGCCAACCCUGCCUGUCUUCUCUUUUAGUAAGACGGCAGACUACCACGACAUCAUGUACCCUGCAUGGACGUUUUGGGAAGGUGGGCCUGCUGUGUGGCCCAUAUACCCCACAGGACUGGGAAGAUGGGAUCUGAUGAGGGAUGAUCUUGAAAAGUCUGCAGCACAGUGGCCAUGGAAGAAGAAAGAGUCCAGAGGAUUCUUCAGAGGAUCCAGAACCAGUCCGGAGCGCGACCCUCUGAUUCUUCUGUCCAGAGAAGCUGCAGAGCUGGUGGACGCAGAGUACACAAAAAACCAGGCCUGGAAGUCUGAGAGGGACACACUAGGGAGACCCCCAGCCAAGGAAAUCCCACUGGUCGAUCACUGCAAAUACAAAUAUUUAUUCAACUUCCGAGGCGUGGCAGCCAGCUUCCGUUUCAAACAUCUCUUCCUCUGUGGAUCCCUGGUGUUUCAUGUGGGGGAUGAAUGGCAGGAGUUUUUUUACCCUGAGCUCAAGCCCUGGGUCCACUAUAUCCCAGUCAAGCAGGAUCUGUCUGAUGUCAGGGAACUACUACAGUUUGUCAAAGAGAAUGAUGCCGUUGCACAGGAGAUCGCCACAAGGGGUAAGGAUUUCAUCCUCGACCACCUGCGGAUGCAAGAUAUUUCCUGCUACUGGGAGAGAUUGCUCACCGAGUUUAGCAAUCUCCUCACCUACAAACCCAAAAGAAGGGAGAACUACAACCAGAUUGUCCAUAGACCCAGCAAGACAGAGCUUUAGGAGCGAGACUCUGCAGGACCAGGACAUCGGUAAUAAAGGGAAACGCUACGUAAUGAAUGUAAUCACUAAACUGCAACAUAUGAUUUCCUCACAACAAGCAAUGUUACAUAUCGAUGUUGCCGUUUGUCAAAGUCACGCCACCGUUCGUUUUUCUAAUCUAAAGUCCAAAACUUUGUCCAGAUACUUUUUACGUCUAUUGAGUUUAAGUCUUAAAGUGGAGCGCGGUUACAGGAGUUAGUAACAGGGCACAUAGCUUAGUAUUACACAGUCAUAGAUGUAGUUUGGUAUCUUGACUGUGGAUGCUGCCAAACCUUCAGCUGUCACUAAGGGGGCAUAUAUGCCAAUUUGGAGUCAUUGAUCACUUUCUGGUUCAAUUAGUUUAUUUGCUUCUUAAAAUUCUCCCCCUUUUCAUGGCUGCUGUCUGUCACCAGCCAAGUAACCUCUACGUGAGCUGUGUUUUUAGACCCUGGUGAUGUCAUGUGAUGUAAUCAGGUCUUGCAACGUCACAUCUGGACCACUUGCAAAAAAGCUGCUGAAAAAUUAAACAUGGACUUUUUUUUUUUUUACAUGCAUUUGUAUUUUAACGUUAACUUCACAGUAAAGUGUGAUGUUGACUUUUGACAGCUGCUUAAAUAUACACAAAUGAUGUACCAAUAAUAAUACUAGUUACGGAUGCCGUACUGUUGCGUUGGAAGGAUUUCCUGAGAACUACAGAGUUGUAAUACAUGCAAUGCUUACUUGAAAUUUCUUUAGAGGCCUUUUUCUUUGGAGAAAAAUAUGGAAAAUAUGCUACACAUGAACCUUGAUCUAAUUGUUCGUGUCCAUACCUACCUAUUAAUAUACAUAAAAGUAAUGGCCAAAAGUGAUAGCUGCUUAGUAUAUAGUAAAUGUUAAAAGUGCCCUCAGUGCAUCACUAAUACAGAUUAUUAUAGGCUGGUAGCAGUUUUGUGUUAGUUUGUUUUAUUGUGCCAUGGACAGUGAAGCUGAACUCAAGCUUACACAGGACAUCAGCUUUGCGUCACUGCCCUCUACUGGACUAGUGAAGGAACUCAUGUAGACAUUUACCAAGUUUCAUCACAACAUGCAGAUAUUGUUUGAUUUACUUGUUUAUUGUGACAGUGUUGUCUUAGUCUUCAUUUCUUCUGCCAUAAGUUUAAUUACAUGAAAGCACAAUAAUUAUUGAGUGAACAUUAUUCAUUCCACACUAAGUGCCAACAGUAAGCAAUAACGACUUUCGAGUAAUUAGAUUUACUUUGAUGUUUGGAGUUUACAAGAAACACUCGUGUUUAGUAGUUUUUACCUUUUUUAAAGAAGAAUUUGUCUUGGUGUUAAAAGGUGAUGUAGCGUUGAUACGGGAUAAUGUUGAAUAUGUUGUAGUAUUCACAUUGUACGAUGAACAAGCAGGUGAAGAUGGUCCAUUAGUAUGUUGAUUUGACCAAAACGCUGUGAUCAUGUGCCUGUUCAAAGUGUGAUGUUCAGGUUGUCGCCAAUAAACAGUCUGGUUCUUGA